Molecule: messenger RNA, 3811 nt
Organism: Cavia porcellus (domestic guinea pig)
Lineage: Eukaryota; Metazoa; Chordata; Mammalia; Rodentia; Caviidae
Product: zinc finger protein 844-like
Exons: 2
Coding region: 222-1187 (321 amino acids)
Source: RefSeq, a predicted model, not a curated record
GUCUACUGUGUGUCGGGGGAAGAGCUAGACGUUUGCUGGACCGCAUUUUGUGGCUUCUAUUCGCUGUGGACUGCUUAGAAAUAACCUGGGAGACCUCCGAGCUACGCAAUGAAAUGACAAGAUAGAGAAAUGCAAUGAAUAUAAAACUUGGAAUCAGUAUGAAGAAACAUUUCCUUGUACCCAAGAUGGAAAUGUGGAUGUGAAAGAAACAGACACACACAAUGAUGUUAAGAUCCAUGAAACACACUGCAGUGGAGGGAAACCUUAUGCAUGUAAGCAAUGUGGGAAAGCUUUUACCAAACGUGGAAAUUGUCAGCAACAUGAAAGAAUUCACACUGGAGAGAAACCAUACAUAUGUAAGCAAUGUGGGAAAGCUUUUACAACACGUGGGUAUUGUGAAAUACAUGAAAGAAUUCACACUGGAAAAAAACUCUGUGUAUGUAAGCAAUGUGGGAAAGUUUUCACUACACCUGGAGCUUGUCAAAUACAUGAAAGAAUUCACACUGGGCAGAAACCCUACGUAUGUAAGCAAUGUGGGAAAGCUUUCACAACACUUUCAUGUUGUCAAAGACAUGAAAGAAUUCUUACCGGGCAGAAACCCUAUGUAUGUAAGCAAUGUGGAAAGGCUUUCAGCACAAAAUGCUCUUGUCAAUCACAUGAAAUCACUCACACUGGGGAGAAAUCAUACAUGUGCAAGCAAUGUGGGAAAGCUUUCAGCAGAAACACUCAUUGUUGAAGACAUGAAAGAACUCACACUGGGGAGAAAGCAUAUAUGUGUAAGCACUGUGGGAAAGCUUUUACCACAAAUGCAAAUUGCAAAGCACAUGAAAGACUUCACACUGGAGAGAAACCUUAUGUAUGUAAGCAAUGUGGGAAAGCUUUUACGACACAUGGGUAUUGUCAAAUACAUGAAAGAAUUCACACUGAAGAGAAACCUUAUGUAUGUAAGCAAUGUGGAAAAGCUUUUAACAGGUGCAGUUAUCGUACAAUACAUGAAAGAACUCACACUGGAGAGAAACCCUUUGUAUGUAAGCAGUGUGGGAAAGCUUUCUCCACACAGCGAUAUUGUCAUAUACAUGAAAGACUUAACACUAGAGAGAAACCCUAUGUAUGUAAGUAGUGUGGAAAAAAGUUUCACCAGGCACAGUCAAUGUAAAACACAUGAAAGAACUCACAUUGGGUAUUAAUCCUAUGUAUGUAAGCUUUCACCACAGGCAAAUCUUAUCAUAUACAUGAAAGAAUUCACACUGGGGGAAACUCUAUGUGUGUGACUAGUGUGGGAAAGGUUUUAGUACAGUCAUUGGCAAACAUACAAAAGAAUUCACACAGGGUUUCUAUGGAAAAUGAGAUAAUGUAGUAACCUUUGUUCAUUUUCUGUUAUUUGGUUCUGAAUGUCCUGUAAUACUUUCAUUCUCUUGAAUGGUUUUAUGCUAUUUUGUUAUGUUUGAUACUAUUGUAUAUGAAGUUAUACUCAACUUUCAAAGAAAGAGACAUUAUGGUAGCUACAGUUAACUAUGGGUUGUCUUGUGGUGAAAUACUGUGUUGCUUACAUGGUUCUGUUCUGAUCUGCUUUGUUAUGUCCUCUUUUGUUUUAAUCUCUUUAAAAUUAAAAAAAUUUAAAAAAGAAUUCACACAAGGAAUAAACACUGCCUACAUAUAAGCAAUGUGGGAAAGCUUUCAGCAGGCCCAGUGAAUGUAAUAUACAUGAAAAAAACUUAACUGGGCAGAAGCCAUAUGUGGGUAAGUAAUGCGGAAAUGAUGCCUGCCCACACACUAUUUGAAACAUAUGAAAGAAUCCUCAAUGGGUACACAUUUAAUAUAUAUAAUGUUGUUGAGCUGGGUGUGGUAGCCCAGGCCUAUAAUCCCAGCAGUCCAGAGAGUGAGGCAGGAGGAUCAUUGUGAGUUCAAGACCAGCCUGGGCUACUAAGUAAGCUCAAGGGCCACCUAAACUGCAUAUUGAGACCUUGUCUCAAACAGAAAUACAAACAAAAUAUAUAUAUAAAGAUCUUGUUUUGAAAAUCUGGUGAAAAUUUCUCAUGUGGAGACCAGAAGAAAUAAUUAGUACAAGAUAUUUGAUAUCAAUAUUUCUUCACAAAUGUUCCAGAAAAUACAAAUCUGAGGUGGAGCGCUCCUAAAUUACUAUGUGGUAUGGUUUUCAAUAAGUCACUUAUAAAUAUCCAGAUUUUGUACGUAUAGGAUUUAAUAUAAAAAAUACUGAGUUGAUGUAAAUUUGCAUUUUUGAGUGUCUUUGUGCUUAACCAUAGUGUGUUUUAAUUAAACGUGAAUUGAAAUUCACAUUUUACUUUCAAGUAUGGUUAAUGUCUUUGUAGUUAAUGUUUUGUCUUUAAAACUGGAAGAUAUAGGCCACUAAUGACUCCAUUUUUGUAUUAUUUUUAUUAAUUGUUGGGAUUUUUGCCUCUUAUGUUUUUGUUCAAUUUUUGAUGCCUAUACUUCAUCUUUGGUGUAACAAAUGAUGUUUCUGAAUUUGAUGCUACAUAUUAUAUUAAGAUACACAAUUUCAGAGGCUUGUGGGCAUGUGUUUUUGACAAAGUUGAGUUAUUUUUCACACAAUUUGUAGAUUGGCAAAUGUCGUGUUAUUCAUAUUGUGACAAGAUACCUGCUUAUACCCUAACGUCAUUGUCUCUCAUGUCAUGUACAUUGUGUUGCCUGUUUUUUUUUCUUAUUGUUGCCAAUGUUACCAUUUACAUAAACAUUUAUAUUUUCUUGCCACCCAAAUUUUACUUGUCAUGUUUAUAUUGCAUUGAUUUUUACUUUAUUGUUAUUUUUUGAUCAUAUGUACCAAAAAUAAACCAUACUACUGUGAAUUUCUGAUUGCUCCAAACCAGCUGAACCAUAAAUUGUUUUGAAAAGCAUAUCAGGAAUUAUAGUAAUAUUUCCAGGAAGUAUAAACAAUAGUAUGAUUCAUCAGUAACAACACACCAAAAGGAAAUUUUCUCAGUUGCUUUUGGGAAAUUGGUUGAUACCAAAAUGUAUUUUAUUCUAUUUGUAAUUAUUAUUGCUUUUUCUUAAUACACUGAACUAAUGAAUGGAAGGAAAAUCUAAAUUGUGAGUUAUCAGUGUUGUAAAAGAUGAAUGUGCUGUUUUUAACCAGUUUUUGAGAUAAAUCUAUACAAUACCAUUUCAGUGUUCAUGAGAACAUUGUCUGAUGUUUGCAGUAUGUACCAGUUGCUGUCAAUCCCCUGUCAAUCACACUGACCUGUAUUUUUCACUCUUUUUAACAUAGGUGUAAUUUGUAAAGUUCUUAAUACACUGUUCUUGAAUACAAAAACUACUCAAAUUCUGAAAGAAUUAUGUUGACACAAACCUAUGGUAUUAGGAAAACAUCUGUGAGUACUACAUUACGUAUCCCUAGUACAAUGAGUAUAGUUUUAUUUAGUCUGAAUUAUGCUCCAACACAUAAACUGUUCACCAAUUGUGUAAUUUCUUCUAAAAUUAUGUCAAUUUCAUAUCUGACAUAUAUAGUUCGUGGACUAGAGACUGUACAGUGCCAAUUUUUAUAACUUACAACAUGUGGCCAACUUCCCUGGAGCACAUUUCUGAUUACUGUCACAAGGAAAAUAUGUCCUGUGUAUUGCUCUUCCAGCUUCUAAUUGAAUAUUGAAUCUUUAUGACAUUUGUCCUGAGUACAUUUAUCUUCUCAUUUUACCAUGAAAAUAAAAGUUGAUGGUACUAUUGAUGCAUACUUGUAAUCCCAGGAACUUAAGAGGCUUCACUGGGUGGAUAAAACAGUUGCAUUCAGCCUGUUCAACUUGGUAGAAUCUUGUUUCAAAAUAUAUCUUCAGUUUCUGCA